AUACAGGCGGUUCCGGUUCCGCUUCACUACACUAACCGCCUGUACGCGAGAUGAACCCUGGCGUUUCGCAAGCCUCGUUACCGAUUAAACUCAGAACGAGGCUAACCGGAAAUGACGUUGCUGGUGGUAUUUUUGUAACCAUAGUAACUAACGUUAUGCGUUGUACAUGGUUGUGUGUAGUGGGCGAGUAUAGUUGGAACAUUCCGGAAAAAUUGAUUAAUUGUCAUUGUGUCGAACCUUAUGGCUUGCGGCGACAAUUGUGUAUAUUGUAAUCAUCAUUUCAAUUUGUACAAUUUGAAAAACGAGCGCAGGCGGAAUAUAUUUUCAGUUCAAGGCGGCUUUGAUAUAUUCAUAUUGAAUGAGUUGGCGAUUGUGCUGAACACUGAUCGUGAAUCACUGCUAAAUACGUUGCAAUCACCAAACAAUGUAGACACUCUAUUCAUCUGUGCAAAUUGUAACAAUCUUAUCAAGCAGCACGCGUCGGCAAGGGAUAAAGCAAUUAACCUGUUGAGUACGAUUAGGGCCCGGAGGGUACCGGGAGGUGUGUUGAGUAAUCUGUGUGACGAAGAAAACGUCCAAAAUGAACAGGUACCCCCCAGCCCCAUGCAAGUUCAAGUACGCACUCCGGACAAGUCACACAAGAAAAGAUCUAGAUCGGCAUUGACGCCUUUGAAGACAGGAUUGACACCAGCAUCUAAAAAGAAUUAUGUCACCGCUCUACAUCAUGAUGUUGGCCAAAAAAAUGGGAAAGCUAGUCGUAGGAAGGGGUUAUUCACCAGUCCUCAAGUUCCGAGUGCGACCCACAAGACCCCCAAGUCACAGACCCCCCAGACCUCAAAGUCACAUACCAGCCCAGUAUCGGUGGAGAUUCCUUUCAAGUGCAGAACCCGGGUCUCUCAUCAGCAAGGAAACAUGUGGAAAAAUCACAAUAUCACGCGAAGGAUAUAUCCACACUACAUUCCAAACUCUGCCUUCCUACCUUCAGCUGAAGAUCAUCGGCUUCUGAGAGAAGAUAUGCGGGUCUUGAUUCAGCGCGUCCUCACAGAGCACAUGAAAAUGUUUCACGACAUCAAGCACCUUGUGACUGACCACAUCCCACAUGAGUAUUCAGAGCAGUCCAAGAGAAAGAGCAAUGUGGUCCCUCUGGGCAUUAUGGAGAAGGACGAGAAUAUAACAGAGCAGAUGAUAGACAUCAUGACCCACCUCCAGCAGUAUGUCCCGAGAACGGCUGAUGAUGUGAUGAAGCCGCUCCUGCUGGGGGGAGAUGGCCUGAGUGUCGAGCGUGCGGUUGGAUCGCAACGAGCCAGAGCUGAUGGCAUCACACCCGAGGAUCGCCUGGAUGGACUAGUUGCCCACAGCGAAGACUGGCAUGGCCAUGUUCUCGCUCUACAGGAUCUGUUCAAUUCCUACUACAAGACGUCGUCAGCUGGCGAGAAGGGGACACUGUUCCAACUACGCAACCGCUUUGAGCGCACACGGGUGAAGUCGAUCGUAAAAGAUGCUGUGAACGACUGUCGGGAAUUCAGCCGGUUUGUGACCAUCAGCUUUAUUCUGCUAUCGGCACUUCACAAGCUCGGUCUGGAGUCGUUGGACGACGACAGUCCAGCGCAGUUUGCAUCCAAUGAGGAGAAGGCGGCUUUUCUGGCGCAGACUGCAUUGGAAAUUGUUGACAGUUUCGUGGCGACGACUACUUCGCCCGACGACCUCCUAAAUCAGGGUGAUGGAGUACCCGAUAUGGCGACCAACAUGCCGUGUCGCGUUCCGUGUGGAUUUCCGGGCUGCCAUCGGGACUUUGCGAUCGAUGGGAAGUGCCGACAAACACAUAGAGCCAUGUGCCUGUACCAGGAUGUACAACUACAGCAGUGUGACCCCCCCAUGGCCCGAAACACUCCUGAUGGCCAGUCGACAGCGUCAAAGGAGGACUUUAAAUUCAAUUAUUCCUGCAAUGUGCUGCGUGAAGGGCUGAUGGACUGGGUGAGAGAGGACGCAGCCGAGGAGAACGAUGGCCACAGGCUAACUCGGAUGUGGCGCUUUGAUAUGCUCCUCUAUCACCAAAACAACCACACAAAGUACCGGUUACUGGGGUUUAGGCUGCAGUCACAGCUACUUGCCACAUUGACGGCCAGGCAGCAACACCAGAUGCUGCACAACAGGUGCAUAAAUAUUCAUGGUGGGGCAGGUGGCAAUGUGCCUGGCGACGUUGCACUUGAAUUCUUGAACAUGGUGGCCAAAGAUGCUUUGUCGUCCUUGAGGGGCAAUCUGACCACAAAGUCUAUCCGAAGAGCAGGACGCAGUUUGUCAGCACUCGACCGAAUUAUGAACGCAUAUAAAACUGGACUUGAUGUCUACUUUGGCGCCCCUAAACACCACAAACCAUCCAUCCAGAACGAUGUCAAGUUGUUGGUUCGAGAAAUGAAGGGUGAAUCACUAUUUGCCCAAAUACCAGGACGAUUUCACCAGUCAUUUCCAGAUAUGCCCUACAGCAGACUUGACAAUAUUCACGGGAAAAGUCUAGGUCCUCUAGGAUUGUGGCUAACAAGGCAAAAAGAACAGAGUGCCCGCAUUCAACGAUUGCGAUCUUACCAAUAA
Molecule: messenger RNA, 2589 nt
Organism: Priapulus caudatus
Lineage: Eukaryota; Metazoa; Priapulida; Priapulimorpha; Priapulimorphida; Priapulidae
Exons: 5
Coding region: 241-2589 (782 amino acids)
Source: RefSeq, a predicted model, not a curated record